This is a messenger RNA of Myzus persicae (green peach aphid), 513 nucleotides long. RefSeq lists its product as uncharacterized. Lineage: Eukaryota; Metazoa; Arthropoda; Insecta; Hemiptera; Aphididae. The record is from RefSeq and is a predicted model, not a curated record. The coding region runs from base 1 to 513 and encodes 170 amino acids. The transcript has 3 exons.
AUGGUUUCAAUAAAAAAUUCAAAAAAGUAUCUCUCGGAUCAAAAUAUUGAAUCACAACUAGUAUUUAUAAAAUCAAAUUUUGGAUUUUUACCAGAUUUAAUAACAAGACUUGAAAAUCAAGAAAUUCCACUGAUAGAUUCAAUUUCUAUUGUCGAAGAAGCCAAAGAAAAAUUAAUUAAAAUUAAUGGAGUAAUGGGGAAUAUAAUAAAAAUUAAGAUUGAGUCUGUUUUAUCAAAAAAUAAAGGCUAUCAAGCAGUUUUCAAAAUAUCAGAAAUAUUAAAUGGAAAAAAAGAAGACACAUAUGGUUUACCCGAAGAUUCGAAUUUAAAUGAUCUCACAUAUUUUAAAAACUGUCCAAUAACAUCAGUUGACGUAGAACGUUCAUUUUCGAUGUACAAAAAUUUACUUACUUUCAAUCGACGUUCAUUCAAGUUCGAAAAUAUCAAAAAAUCUUUAAUUAUUCAAUGCAAUUUCCAAGAGCCGUUAAAAGAAAACCUUGAAGAAAACUUUUAG